UUGCAGCGUCGAAGUUACCGUUGGUCUGCGUCUUCUCCAAGUCGCCUAAAUAAUUGGGAUACUUCUACCGUGUUUUCACACCCACUUCAAGCUCAAAAUCGUAAUAAGUUCUAUGCUGAAACCCACCCAGGUCCAGUUACACGUAAAGGUGUUUCUUCGGGUUUGAUGUGGAGUACAUCAGUUAUUCCUCACAUAAAUAACGACUCUCCUGAUAGUAGAGAAUGUUCCGACGUUAUCAUUUUUGAUUCUCCUGCCUCCUCCAGUCACAAGAAUAAAGAUAUCAUGAAUGAAUCUACUGAGUUCUCCUUAUAUUCUGAUCCUAGUCAUUCAUCCAGUCUACUUUCAAAUUUUGCUACUCUAAGAGAAGACAAUAGUUUGUGUGACAUUGAGCUAGUGGCGGAAGGUUUUAGCAUUAUGGCUCAUAAAUGUGUUUUGGCCGCGACCAUUCCUUAUUUUAGAGUAAUGUUCUCAGGAAAAAUGAUCGAGUCUCGUAUGAACAGCAUUACAAUGAAUGAUAUUCAUCAUGGUGCACUGAAAGUUCUGGUCGAUUAUGUAUAUACGAAUCAAAUUCGCAUUGAUAGUGAAAAUGUACAAAAUAUUUUAUUUGCGGCUUCCAUUCUUCAGAUGGACAGCGUUUGCAUUGCUUGCCAGAAAUUCCUAUCAAGGUUUUUAACAACAAAUAAUUGUCUUUCAAUCCGUCAAUUCGCCGAAAGGCAUAAUUGUACUGAUUUACUGGAAAGUACUCAAGCCUUUGCUGUUGACCAUUUUUCUGAACUUCGAGCCAGUGAAGAGUUCUUAGCUAUUCCUUUCAAUCAAUUGAGAGAUCUGAUAUCAAGUGAUACACUUUUGGUGAGAAGUGAAGAAGAAGUUUUCGAAGCUAUAAUGUUAUGGGUCAAUCAUGAUAUCAGUAAUCGAGAGAAAUACUUAUUUGAGCUUAUUACUCAUAUUCGUUUCUCACAGAUUAACGUCAAAUAUUUUAAGGCCAUGAUAAGAAAAUACACAUUUUUUUCCGAUGAUGUCCGAUGUCGAGAUCUUGUUUCUGAAGCCGCUCUCGAUAUGCUCUUCCCCAGUGAAUCAUACCUUCCUCCUACACGAGAAAUAAUGUACCCAGAAAAUAUUGACCAUUAUUCAGUUGUUCCUUCAACCAGUUCGAAACCUUCUGUUGUACCAUCGGAAAGAAAACUUACUCCAAGAAAAGCUCUAACCGGAGUAAUAUUCUGUGCUGGGGGGAGAGGAACCGUAGGGGUACCAUUCCGAUCAGUAGAAGCCUAUGACUGGAGAAGAAACAUAUGGAUUCCUGUUCCUGAAAUGAUCCAACCAAGGAGACAUGUUGGUGUAGUUGGUGCACAUGGAAAAUUGUACGCUAUUGGAGGUCAUGAUGGACAAGCUCAUUUAGCAACAGCAGAAGUUUUCGAUCCAGCCUUGGGUUGCUGGAAAUCUGUAGCGCCUAUGAAAACUAGUAGACGGGGUAUUGCUGCUGCUGCUAUUGAUGGAGCCAUCUAUGCCGUAGGAGGAUUAGAUGAUCACACUUGCUUCCCAAAUGUUGAGCGAUAUGACAUUGAGCUGAAUCAAUGGACUGCUGUCGCUUCAAUGUGCACUCAUCGAGGAGGAGUUGGAGUUACUACUUAUCAGACUUAUCUUUUUGCCAUCGGUGGUAAUGAUGGGACACAUUCAUUGGACUCUUGUGAAUGCUAUGAUCCAGUUCUGAACAAGUGGAAAAUGCUCAAACAUAUGUUUAAUAGGAGGGCUGGAGCAGGAGUUGCUGUUCUUGACGGAUUCCUCUAUGCUGUUGGUGGUUUUGAUGAUAAUUCUCCACUAGCAACUUGUGAACGUUAUGAUUUAUUGAAUAAUCAAUGGGAAAUUCUGUCAAACAUGACUACUCCCAGAGGAGGUGUCGGAGUGGCUUCUAUGGGUGGUUUCUUAUAUGCCAUUGGAGGUCAUGAUGGCUUAAGAUAUUUAAACACAGUGGAACGUUUUGAUCCUGUUUCAAACACUUGGUCACCUGUAGCCGAUAUCCGUGAAUGUCGAGCUGGUGCUGGAGUAGCUUGGGCUUCCGUCAGCGUCAGAGAGUUAGAAAUAUCAGUGAAAGACUGUCAGUCGAGUCCUUUUGAAGCUGGUCAAUGUAUAUAA
This is a messenger RNA of Auanema sp. JU1783, 2130 nucleotides long. Lineage: Eukaryota; Metazoa; Nematoda; Chromadorea; Rhabditida; Rhabditidae. The record is from the annotation of a GenBank genome assembly.